Molecule: messenger RNA, 645 nt
Organism: Aspergillus wentii DTO 134E9
Lineage: Eukaryota; Fungi; Ascomycota; Eurotiomycetes; Eurotiales; Aspergillaceae
Product: sugar O-acetyltransferase
Exons: 3
Coding region: 1-645 (214 amino acids)
Molecular function (GO): acetyltransferase activity
Source: RefSeq, a predicted model, not a curated record
AUGACAACAUCCCAGGAAUGGGCGAAGAUGCUCCGUGGUGAGCUCUACUGGGCUUGGGAUGAAGAUCUCCAAGCAAACCGAACACGAUGCAAACAGGCCUGCGACGAGUUCAACGCAGCCAAGAACAUUCCACGACGUCGACAGGUGGAACUAUGGAGGAACAUCAUCGGCGACACCAGAGCCCUUCCACCCGUUAAUCCCGAUCCCAAAGAAGAUGAAGCUCUAUUUGAAGAGACAGAUCCCUUUGUCGAUGGCCCUAUCUCGGUUGACCAUGGGAUUAAUUUGAAAGUCGGCAAAGGGACAUUCAUCAACUUCAACACGACUAUUCUCGAUACAUGUCUCAUCACCAUUGGUGAUAAUGUUCUCUUCGGCCCUCAUGUCUGCAUCUACGGAGCAGUGCACCCCAUGGACCCAGCAAUUCGCCAGGGAAUAAAAGGCCCAGAAGCAGGGAAAGAGAUCCACAUCGAAGACGAUGUGUGGAUUGGAAGGAGUGUGACCAUCUUGGCUGGCGUCAGGAUUGGAAGGGGCAGUACUGUUGGUGCUGCGUCAGUUGUGACGAGGGAUGUGCCUCCGUUUCAUUUUGUCGCCGGCAAUCCAGCCAGAGUCAUCAGACGCAUUGAGACCAGCAUGGACAAGGACUCGUGA